AAACGAAGAUGAACGCCAAAAGUUCAGCAAUUUUUUUUGUUUGUCGAAUGUGUGUUUUUCAUAAAUUAAAUAAAUUUAAAAUGCUCAUGGAAUAACAGUAAUACGAAAUUUAUCUAAUUUAAUUUGCAAGCUCUAAUGAGCGAUAAAAUAUUUAAAUAAAAAGAUAUGAAAAGAAUAGAAAAGAUAAUCCCAAAACGAGAUAUAAAAUAACCGUAUGAAGGUGUAUGCGUGCAGAAAAAAAAAUAGUGUGCUUUGCCAAUUCUUGUAAAAGCAGCCAUCAGAAAAUCACGCUAAAUAUAUUACAGAAAAAAUUUUUGACGAUUAUUAGUCGCGUAUAAAAAAAAUAACACGCAAUAAACUUUAGGAAAUUUAUGCGAUAUUUUGUUAAAAAGAUUGUAGAUCUUAUUGUGAAAUUCUGAUAUCGAAAAGAAAGAAAUAGUUAAAACUUUUGUGAUUGAAUAAGAGGGUGCUCCGUGCCGCCCCGCCUGUCGCAGAGAGCGCGCGUUGUGAGACUCCGCUGGGCGAGACAGUUUUCGGGCUCGUUGACGCGUACUCGUUUCAUAUAUGGUUUUGUGGCAUUCAGUUGCUCUGUGAACGUUAGUGUGCACAGACUCAUAAAAAAAUAAUAAUAGGUUCAGCCACUACCGGCCCCGCGAAUAAAACUCUUGGACAGCGGAUACAGUCUUUAUCUACAUAUGUCAUUUUGAUUACGCUAAGCUAAAUGGAGCAGCCCUUGGUUUAAGUGUUCUAAAGCGACCGUAGUCCUUUAUUGGUGCUUUAUAAACAAAGUCUAACAAGUCAAAACUUAAAGGUAGUUAAUAAAAUGAUGGAAACUAUCAAUCAAGCACAAACUGAAGCGGUUAAUAUCAGUUCCACCUUAGAUUCGACACCAACACAAUUUCCACCGCCAGUGAAUAACGAUGAUCAGAAAAUUGCAAAUAAUUCGCUGCAUGUUAAUGAAAAUACCAAAAGAUGUUUAAUUCAAGAAGCAACAACUACAAAUAAUUGCAUUAGUAAUGUUGAUCGUAUCCAAUUGAACGAAGAGAAGGAAGAUGGGAAUUACAUUGGCCAUCAAAACAGUAAAGAAGUGGAAAAACAGACGGAUAGUCUACCGAUGGUGGAAAAUAAAAUUGUAAAAUCUUCAUUUGUUAUGGACGAAGAAGACGAACAUUCGCCAGAAAGAAAAAGAUUCAAAUACGAUAUUCAAGAUGAACAUGUAUCAAAAACCUGCUGCAAAGUCUUAUAUAAUGACGAAGAUGAAUUGCUCAGAAGUGAUGAUGACGAUUACGAUGAUACUGACGGCAUUGACGGUAAAAAUGCUGAGAGUAAAAGUGUGGAUAAUAUAUCAAAGGAAGAGGAAGAGCAGCUUCUCAGAAGCGACGAUGAAGAACAGACACAAAAUGAAUUUGCAGAGAAAACAUCUGCAGGCUUCUCACAAACAGAGCAUAAGCAUCAAUUUUCUGCAGGAGAUAUUAUAGGUAAGCAGGAGCAAGCAGAAAAUUUAGAAAUCGAUUCCGCUGGUAAUAACGGAGAGGAUCAUUGCAUUGUUCGUAAUAUAGAGAGAGAAGAUAGCAAUAGUCGGUCAAGCAGUAACAAUAAUAAUGGAAAAUUAGUUGAAUUUCGAAGCGAAUCAAAUGACAAUGCUCCCAAAUUGGAAAAUCAUUGUGGUCAAGACAAUACUAGUCAAACAAUAGAAUCAUUGACACAGCAAAGUUUGCUUGAAACAACAACCGAUGUUAACGAUUUGGAUGAGAGAGAAGGUGCAUUGUUAGUUCAACGACAGUCACAAGAGCAUCACAAAGUACCUAAUAAAGGCCAUAAUCCAUUUGCAAUGGAAAGAAAUACACCUGAAACUCAAAUAACUUUUGAGAAUAUGUUUGCGGAUAAAAAGCAAACUAGAGAAAGUGAUAAGCAAUUGGGGAAGUGGCAUACGAAUGUGAUAAAUGCAGACGACAGCAGCAAUACAUCUCCCCCAAGAUCAACUCAACUUAACGGUGAACAUACAUCCACGGAUCAUUUCUUACCAAGUUUUGGAGAGUCUAUAGCAAGUAGUAAGAAAAAUGUUUCCGUAGAUUCAUCGUUAUCCGCUGAAAGUAUUGCAAUUAACAGUAAACAGGAAGGUGAAGAACCUGGAAAUUCCCAACAAAUUGAAGAAGGAAGGCUAAAUGAAGCAUCACCUUGGACUCAAUCUUUUGCGGAUGAAGCCGCCAGUCGCUCAUCAGUAAAUUCGUGCAGUUCCGAUUCAAGUAGUACUUCAAGUUCUUCGCAACAGUUAGUUAUAGAUCACCCCAUGGACCCCAUGGAAGAUUUAAUGAAAGAGGAAAAGGUGACACCGUUUAAAACUGACCUGAAGCGAAAGCUUUCCCAUAGUAGUGCCAGUGAGAGUACGGAACCUCAACAGAAACAAUUAAAUUUAGCGGACAAAAAUGAUAAUUGCAGCACUUUCACGGAUCGCGUUAGCGAAAGUAUAGUAAUCAAUGACGAACAUAUGAAAAUGGGAGAAAAUGUGGAAAAAGCAUAUUUGAAAAUUCCAAAUGAUCACGUAAGCGAAAAGGAACUGGCCUGUGAAUCAUCGCUGCAAGUUAAGGAAGCCAAGCAGAAAGCAACUUGCAUGCAAAUUAAGGAAGAAGAGCCUUGUUCCCGGGGCUUAAACAGUGAUGACACGGCAACAGUUUCCCAAACGAAUAAUGACUCCAGUUCUUCCCUUCAAGCGCCGGAAUCUUGCCAAGCUACAGUUACUUUACCCGAAGUGACAGUUACUUCUAAAUCUCUACUCCUGCAACAAUUGGAAAAACCUUUAAUGCCACCACCAGUGACGCCAAUUUCUAAGCCACCGUUUCAAAGUCGUAACAAUGUUUUAGCGACGCAGGGGCCACUUGUUUCGGAAACAUCUGUGGGCGUCUCAAAAACGUUUCCCCCACCAUCUACAUCAUUCGCAACACUCACGACCUCUACAACUCCAAUUAAAUACUUUUGUUUUAAAUGCAAAGUCGGAAAAUUUGAUUCAUUUUCCGCUUUAACAGAUCAUCAGGCUUCAUGCUGUAGCUCAAGCAGUCUUUUGCCGGUAAGCAGCUCAGCAAGCGGAUCCACAAAAAUAUCUGAGGUUGGAAAAGAGCACAGGAAAACAAUAGCUGCAAUGAUUCCUUUAACUGGCAGGAAACGUUACUACAAAUGUUCUAGCUGUGGUACAUUCCAUGAAAAUUGGAAUCUAUUCUUGCACGUACGAGAAAAACACAACCGCCACAUGUGUUUAUAUUGUUCACGGUUUUUUCCAACUGCUGAAAAGUUAGCUUUGCAUUUGGAAAUUAAACAUGAUCUCGAGCAGAACCAUUAUCAUUCCGAAGAGGCCCUACGAAACUGUACUACAGUUUUAAAGGGAAGUUACCCUUUGGAAGCUAGGUUUCUAAUGUGUUGUACUUGCCAGCAUAUGUUCGGCGAAGAUGAAUCUUUCUCACAUCACGAUUGUUCGGAAUACAUUGCACCCUGUCCGCUAUGCGGUCAGAAGGGACGACAUACGAAUCAGUGCAAGACUCAUUCAGAAGCCAAACACUUUAGCAAACUUAAAAAGAAAAAGGAAAAACCCCAAUUAGCGAAAAAACCUCAAACAAAGGAAGUGAUUGUCCCGCCAUCGGAGAUGUUACCUAUGCAACCAUUGACUAAUUAUCAACCUCUUACUACAGAAACGACUAGUACCGAGUCGUUGGCGUCCACUUUGAAUUGUGAUAUUAAGCCCAAUUCGGCCUCUUUGGCGGUUAACGAUAUGCAUACCGAUGACAGCAAUAGUAGUAGCAAUAUGGUAAUUGAUGAAUCGUGUACAACCAGCCAUCCUAUUACGCAAACAAAUCCGUUUAAAGAAUUGGACGAACGCGAACGUUUGGAAGAGCAGCAGUGUAGAGCAAUGACGGAAGUUGAACUACCUCCGGAUAGGCCGGAGGACGUGCAGUCUACUGCUGUCGCUCUGCCCAAAUUGGUCGUGCCGAAAUUUAAACUUAGGGUUCCGAAAGAGUUCCAAAAAUCUGUUGAUGCGGCUCUUAGUACUUCAGAUAGUGAUGACGGCGAAUAUGGAGAUAACGACCUAGGACAUUCUGAGAAUUUGGCCGACGAAUCGAAACAAAAUGAAUCUAACUUAACCGGACCAUCUUCUUUUUCUUAUAAUGAAACAGUAAGCCAGAAUAGCGAUAUCACUACGCCGUCAACGAAAAUUGAAACAGGUGAAGUUACUGUUGAUCACAAACUUUUGAAUGCUAAUAACUCUUUGGAUGAAGAUGAUUCACUUGAUGAACCCAAUAAAAAUUUGCUGCGUAUUAUGCAGGAGAUUGAACGAACUAAAUUAGAUAUACAACGGACUAAGAAAGUUUCACGACACGCAACAAAACCGCAUGUCUUAUCGAGACCGUCCGCCACUCCAUCACAAUCUAGCCAGGGCGCUGCUGAGCAAAAUUGGUCGCCCACUCCGCCGGCUUCACCAAAUUCGCGAUGGUUUCCGGCACGUACAGACGGUGUUACGCAAAGUCAAGAUCAAUGCAAUUUGGAUGUAAUCCAACAACCUAGUUUGUUACCGCCCCCGACUACUUCGAAUGAUGACGAUGCGUCAACUUUGAAAAUGCUGGAAAGACGUGACACUAUUGGCAGUGAGGUAAUGGAUAUUGAUGAAACAAUUACUGGUCAACCCACUCCAACAGUUAUGAGGAAUGAACUGACUCAGUCCACGAGCGAAUCGCUGAGCACUUCGACAGACAGCAAUUUUACGAAAACGUUGGAUGUUAAUCAUAGCAUAGAAAGCGAAAUAGAAGAAGGCAAGAUGUUUCCAAAUCUACCAACCGAAGCUUUUCAGAAGGCAGAAGACGCGAAUAACUCUGAUGAACGCUUACAGCCUUCUGAGAAAGUAGAUAUAAACGCUAGCGAUGAGCGCUUAAGUCCAAUGGAUACUUCGUCGCAAACUGAUUUAGAGCACAAGGAUAUUAGUGAACAUUCUGAAGCGACUGGAGAAGACGAGGAUAAGGAAAUCGAUGUAUGCGGCGGUUCUAAUAAAGGAUCCGAGGAAUUUCUACCAUCGGCAGCCAAUCGAGACAAAGAGUUACCAGCCGAUGGAAUAGAAGUUGCAAGUGAAGAUACUUUGACAACAGAAUUACAAUUAGACCGUCCCUUAGACAAAUAUGAAACUAUUGAAUUUGUACGAAUCUGCUUGAAAGCUGUCUAUCCUUUGUGCUUGUAUUGUAACUACGCUCGUCGUAUAGCGGUGAAUGGUAAGAGCUUGGUGUUGCACAUCAUUGCUCAUCAUCGUUUUGUCGCAACGGUAGAUAGUAUUACAGCUGAAGAACUUUACUCAGACACUAUAGUGACAAAACUGAAGAGUUUUUUAUCGGAUUUAGAAGAACAUCACUUCAAUCUGAGCAGCUAUUGUUCAAUGGGCAUAAGCGCAUUUACCCUCCCAUUCGAUGAACGACAAUUCGAAUGCUUUCAAUGCCGGUUCGUCACCUCUACGCAUAAAGAAUUAUAUUUGCAUAAUCGGAAGAUGCACUUGCGAACUGCUAUCCUUUGCUUUAUGUGCCGUGCUCACUUCUUCAGUUUUAGUGAGAUUCUAUGCCAUGUAUGCCCUGGAGUAGCAAACAAAGUUUCCGUAUUUGACAUGAAAUUCCGUUGUUGCUUAUGCAACGUGGACAACAUACCGUCACCGUUUCGUUUGAUGGUCCAUUUGCGCAAACGUCAUUUUGCUUGUGAUGUUUGUUUGGAAGACUGUCGAGACCAAAGCAGACUCAGUUCACAUGUGUGGAAACAUAAACUUCACCAUUUAUGUUAUCGAUGCGGUAUAGCAUAUCGCAAUAAAAUGGACAUAACUAAACAUUUAUUUUGGAAACAUGGAACGGAAAGUACAAUUUGCAAGCGUUGUCUACAGAAACGUUGGCGUCAUGUUUACCAUUUUUGCAUACCUCCGCAAACAUUUCUAUGUGAGGUUUGCAAUAUGUCUUUCUCCAAAGCCAUGCACUUAAGAGUACACAAACGUUUACAUACUGGAGAUUUACGAUAUCCUUGUGCCGAAGAUAAUUGUGAUGAAAAGUUUAUAUCCAGAAGACUUUUGCUCAAACAUGCUGCGGUGCAUGAGCCAAUGCCAGUAACGCCGGUGUUGAAGAAACUCGACGAGUCAGGGAAAGCCCUUGGGGAGGAAGAUGAAAAGCCAGAAAAGGGUGUCGCACAACUCAAGGAAGAAUCCAUUCUUGUUAAGAAGGAACCUGUUGAAGAUCCUAAUACGAAAUUCGAAAACACUUUGAAAAAAGAAGAAAACGACGAAAAGUCCAACAUAAUUGCUGAGAUUGAAUCACGAAAGGAGGAAAGCAAAUCUCACUCGCUUGAGCAAGAUACCCCGCGUAAAAGACGUAACAAAAAACAUAAACGUCCUAAAGAAUUGUUGGAUGAUUUGAAUUUAACUGCGCCUAACUUAUCAGAAUCUGACAGUAGCGAUGAUGAUUCCGAUUCAGAUUCAAAAACCAAGGGUGAGCUGGACGCUUUGCCACGUGUUAUGCUCUCGCCCCCUUCGGAGGCUGAGAACGAAGAAGAGAUGUCUCCUGAAACGGAGAAGCAGAAUCCUGGUCAAGUUUUGGAAAUUUGGAAAAAUUUCCUUAAAACCCAACAAGGCACAAACGCGGAAGAAUUGAAACGUUUGACAACCACAGCUGAUUAUACGGAGGAUAAUUAUCCAACUCCACAUAUGUUGCAUGUUAUUUAUUCGGAUCACGAUUACUGUGCCAUGUAUAAACCGAAGACUCCUCCACCACCCUUAGAGAAUAAAGACAAAAGCCCAAUUAGAUUGUUAACGCCACAGGAUAGUACGCCGAAAUGUUCUCCAACAACAAAAGAAAAUGAAAAGUCGCCCCUCCAGUUGUCUUCAAAAAAAUCAGAAAACUCUUCUUCAUCUAGUGGAUCAAGUUCUAGCUCGGAUUCCAGUUGCUCUUGUGGCUCCAAUUGCUCAUGUUCAUCUAGCGAAAGUGAUAGUAGCUCUUCGAGUUCAUCUUCUGACGAUAGUGAUACUUCAGCGGCCUCUAAUAUUUCAAUGCGUAAAAAACAUCGCAAAAAAUCAGAAAGAGACCGUCUUCGGAAAAAAAGUGAAAGUUUAUCGCCUGUCAAAAACUCUAGUAAACUUAGCACCAGCGACAUUAUCAAUGUAGAAGAUGUUGCAGGACUGGAUGGAGAAAAGGACGCUGACGAAAAUUUUGCUCCGACUUCUCCAGCCAAGGAACCUCCAUUCUGUGAAAGUGAUCUAGAGACCAAUGAAUCGGAAACCGACGAGGAAUUCUACGAUGAACAUCCUCAAAAGUUAGCCAAUGAGCUACUGGCUCAAAAACGAGCUCAACUUAUGGCUCAGACAAGACUUUCGCCAUCACACAACUACGAUAUUGUUGAAAACAGUAGACCAUCAACACCCUCUUUGCCAGAAGAAGUGGCGGGCAGUGAAAAAAUUAAAGUGAAAGUGAAGAAAAAGAAACGUGACCGGAAAACUUCGUGCAAAGCGGCAGGACUGCACAACAAUCAUGCUAAUAAUAUGCAAUCAAUGUCGCCUCUAGCUAGUACAAACCCGCCAGAGCUACAACAUCAAUCCUUAAUGUCAGUUGCAGAAGCUCAAAUCCCGCCUCCACUAACUAUCGCUCAUCCGGCGAGUAAUAUUUAUGCAUCAGCAACGGCAAUCAUUGAUGAGCAAUCGUCUCUGUCUAGGCCUUUAAAUAUGGCCACGGCCAUUUAUGGCAUUGGUACGGGUCGCAUAAGCGAAGGAAGCAGCUGCUCAGAUGCAGACGGGUCCUUGAAACGUUCAAAACGAGCACGUAGACCUAAUAAAUUUUAUGGUUACACAAGUGAUGAUGAAAACAUUACAAGCGGUUCUUUCGGUCAGCCCCUUAUGAUAGGCAUGAGAGCUUUUAAACCUCAGCCACCACCUCAAUUAACUUGGCGCAAAGAGGAUUUGCCGACACCAUCAAAAAGUAUAUUAAACAAUAGAAAUAAAGCUACGAGAAUUCCCAAAACUUCGGGAAUAGGGAAUCUAUUCAAUUCGUCCUCAAGUAACGUUGCUACUCUUUCAAAUAAGAAGAAGCCACGUUUAACUGGCACAAGCGAUAAAGCAACACGUAAACGACCAUCUAAGAAGAAGGAUCUAAAUUCAGGUAGUAAUUUGCCACCUAUACCCACGUUAAAGAUACGCCCGUCAGAAAUUGGUUUGAAUAACAAUGUGAAACAAUCAAGCUCUCAAGGUGAAUAUAACAUGUCGGAGAGCAGCAGUGACGAUGACAGUAUAACUACCAACGCCAUAAGUACAACUUUAGCUCAUUUUAUUAAGCCCAAUCAUGGUCUUUGUGGACCGCUUCCUUUAACUAAUCCUGCUUCCGCUCUAUUACCUUCGGCCCCCCCUCCACCGCCUACACCGCAAACUAAGGCGUUCAAUCAUAAAAUACCACCAGCGCUGCUGCCAAACCCAGAUUUUGCUACCUUGCAGUAUUUCAAGGCAAACAACAUACGCUAUCCUAUACGGCCGCCGGCGGGUGCUAGGCAACCGAGAGAGGGUGAAUCGGUCUAUUGUUAUUGUCGUUGCCCUUACGACGAAGUCUCUGAAAUGAUAGCAUGCGACGGAGAAAAUUGUCUUAUUGAAUGGUUUCAUUUCGAAUGUGUGGGCAUAAUGGUAGCGCCACAAGGAAAAUGGUUUUGUGCCGAAUGUCGACCUAAGUAUUCCGAAGAAUUAUAUCCCACAACAAAUCCCACGAUCGGUAACGACAUUAAUGUUUAGUAGGGUGUAUUUAUUGUAAAUAUUUCAGAAACGUUCUUCUCGAAAAUCGCACACUUUCCUUUAGGAAUUAAUUUACUAAUUGUAUAUAGUUUUCUCCCAUUUUUAUGAUCGCUCGUUUAGACCAUUAGUUUUACUUCUAUGUAUAAUUUAUGAGGAAUAAUAAAUAAACUGUACAAUCAAUCGCUAAGAAGGUAAAGCAUCGAGUGUAUGUGAGAGAAACGCCUCUAAUACGCUUAUUUAAUUAUAAAACAAAUAUCAAAUACAGUUUACAGACUUUUCUUUCGAGUUUAUAUUGCAUUACAAAAUCAUUGAAUUGGUCGUCAGUCUUGAAUUCAUCCUGUAUAAAAGCUAACAUAAUGGAGCUACACGAGAGGGAAAUGAAAUAUUUGUGGGACAUUAGAGAGGUAAACAAUUUGUUGCCUGGUGAAAUGUUGAAGACGUAGGUAGAAAGAAGUGGAGAAAUGAAGGAAUUCGCUCAUAGCCUUAUAAUUGUCUCUUCCGUUUAGUUUUAUUUUAAUUUCAGUAACUGAGUAAAUAAUGUAUUUCGAUGAAUAUGAAAUAAAAUUUAAAUUCUUAUAUUUGUGUAUAAAGCCAUUGCGAUUAAG
Messenger RNA from Glossina fuscipes, 9372 nucleotides. RefSeq lists its product as uncharacterized. The transcript has 5 exons. Lineage: Eukaryota; Metazoa; Arthropoda; Insecta; Diptera; Glossinidae. Bases 824 to 8767 code for a protein of 2647 amino acids. The record is from RefSeq and is a predicted model, not a curated record.